This is a messenger RNA of Auanema sp. JU1783, 1272 nucleotides long. NCBI's taxonomy places the organism in Eukaryota, Metazoa, Nematoda, Chromadorea, Rhabditida, Rhabditidae. The record is from the annotation of a GenBank genome assembly.
AUGUCAUCGGCCAGCAUUGACUUUGACACUGACACUCUUCUAUCAGCUAAAUAUAAUCGGGCUGCCAGUCAGAAAUUCUACAACCAGUUAAUGACCACUUCAUCGACAUUCCGACCGCAGUUCUCUUCAGAACUGCCCGUUAUGCUUCAUCGCAGUCCAUCCGGAGCGAAGCGAAAAAUCCGUCAACGACGAGACGAAAAUGGCUCAGUUCAUCGACCGUUCAUCAACCCAUCGUCUUCGAACUCAUCACCUUCGGAGUCUUUGAACUCAUCAAAUACUUCCUGCAUGCAGUCCGAAGAUUCAACAUACAGAUCUCUUAUAGAUUCCGGAUCAUAUCAAUCUAUACUGCCUGAUAUCCAACCACCUCAACCCAGAUUACGAACGUCCAUAUCAUCAUCUAUGAGUUCUUUGGAAAUGUCCUGCUCAUCUUCAUCCACGUUGUCAAAUUCUUCUACUCAGUGUCAUUCAAAGCCUACGGUUCAAGUUCAUCCAAUGCCAAUGGAAGAGCGUUCCUUAUCGAAAGAGGAGCUACCACCAGCUCGUAAAGAGAAACCUUUGGUGCCAGCAAAGCCUAAAGGUCUUCUUGUCGAUCAUUUAAAUCGCUCAACAUCAUUAUCAUCUCUAUCAUCAUAUCCAAAUACGUCGUCUUCAGCAUUUUUAUCUAAUUUAAUCGGAUCUCCAUCACUCAUUUCCCUACAGGAAGCUUAUGAGAAAACAUCCCAAGAAAAUAGCCAUGAAUUUUUGAAAUUAGAAGAACGUAGACAAGAGUCAAUAUCUCAGGUAUCUCGUAGGAUUACAACCUUCAGAGAAACCAAAGAGGAAAUCGAAGAGGAACAAGAAGUAAACGAACAGCUGGGCAAACGCAUUCUAGGCAUCAUUGAACGCAAAGACCCCAUCUUAGCUAACAAGUUACGACGCCAUUUGGAAAACAAUACAGAACUGGUGCGAAUGGAAACAAAAUUAGCAUAUCAGAUGGAGAAGGUCGUCAACCAUCUGCGUACGGCAACAUCUGAUCAGAGUGAUGCGCUGUUGGAGGAAACCCAUCUGCGACGUCGCCUGAAGGACGCUAAUGUUUUACGUAACAUCUACGAUCGUCGGGAACGUGAUUUAGAUUGCUUAUUGCUUCGGGUAUUGACUGAUGAUGAAUACAGAAUGUGGGAUUGUUACAAAGAUAAAUUGACGAAUAUCAUAAGAGAUGCCAAAGAUAUUGAUGAUCGCUUGGUUGAUUCUAAGAAUCACUUGAAUAUUUUGAACUCAGCUCGGUCCAGUUGA